UCUUCAAAACGGACGGUGUUAGCACGAGGCGAAGAAGUUUUGGCCGACCAAUUAAAGCUUUUAAAGACUGUCACUACAACCAAUUCACUGCUCUCAAGUCUGCGCAUCUCAACCUCUCUCUCUCUGCUGUGCGAGGCGAUGGAGUGUUAGCCGACCAAUUAAAACCUUUGAAGACUCUCAUGACAACCAAUUCACUGCUCUCAACUCUGAGCAUUCGGCGCAUCUCAACCUCUAAUUUGAUUUUCCAAAAUUGCCACACACUGAAAAUUUUAGAGUCUUCAAAGGUUCUAUCCGCCUCAAUGAUACUCAAAACAUUCGGUGCUGUACUGGCACUUGCUGCUACAUGCUAUAGUGCACAGAUACCACUCGGAUACCGCUAUGCAUUCGACGUGAUAAGCAGCACCAUAGCCACUAGUGGAUGGGAGAGAUCAUCAGCCAUCGUCACCGGGCCCACAUUGAUCGAGUCCGACAACAUCUAUCGCAACACCACAUGGAGCAUCGAACUACCACCUCAUCUCCAGGACAUAGUACGAUCGAGCGCUCCAUUCGAGUGGGUAGAAUCUGGCGGCACUGAUAAGGCCACCUACGGAUUCCAUGUCCCGAUCGGCAUUACUGGAUACGUCGCACAGACUACCAAGUGGCAUAUACUCACGGGCUACAUCCGCACCACACUAGCCGGCAAUAUCAUCACCGAGCAACUAAUCACCACCGUCACACCCAAAGUACUAUCAAACGGCGAUCUAGAUGGUGAGGUCACAUUUAUCCCACUCGAAUCGCACUAGUCGCCCACCAGCCAUAGUCAGAUCGCACACACAUAAAAUUGCCGCCCCAAACAACAGCGCUUUAGCACCGAGCACCAAGCAGCCUCGAAGACGUAGUUGGCUAGUGUGCGAAAAGACCAAGGACUUAGUGCGUGCAACGUGUCGUGAAGAAAAAAAAUGUGAAUAUGCACAGUAAGACCGGGGCACCAGAGGCUGUUGGUGGAUAGACAAGGAUCGGCUCGCGGGAUGAGUGGGAAUGACUGAUGAAGAUAAAGAGAUAAAGUGCUUGGGUCGGGGCAGGUGAGAAGCUGAAAAAGGAGCGCUCAAUUGCUUUCUGUU
This is a messenger RNA of Gamsiella multidivaricata, 1100 nucleotides long. RefSeq lists its product as uncharacterized. Lineage: Eukaryota; Fungi; Mortierellomycota; Mortierellomycetes; Mortierellales; Mortierellaceae. The transcript has a single exon. Bases 180 to 782 code for a protein of 200 amino acids. The record is from RefSeq and is a predicted model, not a curated record.